Messenger RNA from Pelagomonas calceolata, 3168 nucleotides. The record is from the annotation of a GenBank genome assembly. NCBI's taxonomy places the organism in Eukaryota, Pelagophyceae, Pelagomonadales, Pelagomonadaceae.
CUCGGAAAUGUAACUUGGGUUUUCGCCCCGCACCGUGACGGGGCCGACUUUUUGAGGCGGCACAGCACGGAGAUUCGCAGCCCUGGCUGCGAUUGCGGGGUCGGGGCCGCAGGACGGCACCUUCGUCGCAGCCCACGCGUGCGGGCUGCCGUGGCGACCGCGUUUCGUGGUUUUAUGGCGUGCUGAAAUGCUCUCCUGGGGCGAAAUCUCACGCAGAAUCGCAGCACUAGUUCGCGAUGACGCCGCUGCCCGGCGGUCUCCGCAAGCAAGGUGGAAGUUGCUCUGGGAUGCCUCGAGUGUGCCGCGGUGGUAGUGGCGGUCGGGCACGCGAUGCGGCCAAGAAAAGCUGACCUGAAGCUCGGCCCUUGACGCACCCAUAACGAGCCUCGUGGGGCUCCGCGCGAAAAACUUUCGCUGAACCGAGGCUGCCCGAGAAGGUAACAAAGCCAGUGGAACGCGCGGAGAUCAUGCUCGGCGUACCGCCCCGCGGCGCGACGUAGCAGAAAUCGCCAGACGGCAUGCCCUAAAGAAGACAUUGGGUCAGACACAUGCGUGGGGUACUCUCGGACACUGCGGCCGCGUUCAAGCGCUCGAGAAGCUGGAGAUAGUGUCGUAUUAUGUGUCGCGGUUGGGACCGUAUCGACGGUCGUCGCGGUGAACCAAAAGCUCGCGCGCCUCAAAAUCUAGGGUCUCGAGGCACGUGCUAGGGUAAGGUCGAGGUCCUGUACGAUUAUCGGGCCCGGGUAGGUGUCACGGUGGGAAUACCAAGUUACCGUAGGUAGUAAGCUGAUCGCUAUUCGCCGAUGGCGCUUGACUAUGAUAAUUCGGCAUUUUAUUACUUUGGCAUGACGAUGCUCGGAAUUUAUGUCAUUCCGACAACUUUUUGGAUCUUGGCGUACGUCUAUCGUGAAGAAACGGCGCAAUCGUGACCCUAGGCAUGUUGAUACCGUGCACAUAGGCAUCAUGAUGCCGCAGCAGCGUUUCAGCGAUGUAGCUAGAACUAGUACUACCCCAGUGUCAUUCAAAUCUAAACGUUACAGCUUGGCGCGCAUUCCAGCAACAGGUGUCGAGAAAGCGAAGGCAAGGGAACUAAGUGAACGGCAAUCGGUCACGAGACUCCUCACCAAUGCGCGAUUUAUAAUAAAUGCCUCCCUUCUCGUCACGGCCUGGGUGGUGCUUCUUAUGUUGAUUCGGGUACGAUAUUUCUCUAACUAAGGUACGCAACUCUGUCGUGUAGGCGCUCACAUUCGAUGCUGAGCUCGCAUCAUUUGAUCCGUUCAAGAUUUUGGGAGUCGCAUCGAAUGCCGAGGAUAAAGAAAUUCGCAAAGCAUAUCGCAAACUUUCACUUGAAUAUCAUCCAGACAAAAAUCCAGGUAAUAAGAUUGCUGAAGAGAUGUUCAUGAAGGUGGCGAAGGCUUAUGAGGCCCUCACAGACGACGAAGCUAAGAGGAAUUGGCUCGAGUACGGCAAUCCAGACGGAAAGCAGUCGCUUGAGGUUUCUAUAGGUCUGCCAACCUUUCUUCUGGAUGAAGCUAAUCAUUAUGCAAUCCUUUGCAUUUACCUUGGGGUCCUUGUGGUCAUCAUUCCUGCAAUUGUUGCAGCCUGGUACCAGUACUCUCGCAAGUUUGGAGAAAAUAAUGUUAUGUAUGAGACGUAUAGUUUUUUUUUGCACGUUCUGUCAGAGCAUUCGACAGUAAAAAUGCUACCCGAGGUUCUUGCAGGUGCCGCCGAAAACAGAUUCCCGGUUAGUGUUGGUGCAUCCUCCAGACAAGCAGAACUUUCUCGGCUCAUCACUAAACUCCGGCAAGGUCUAAUGCAAAAGCCACGAUUUGAGCACCCAAUUGUUCUGAAAGGAAAUGCACUACUUCAUGCUCAUGUGCAUCGCUUGGAAAUGUCAGCUCUACUACGUGUUGAUUUGCACAAACUGUUAGGAAAUGCAUCGACAUUGAUUGACGCCAUGGUGGAGCUGGCGCAAUCCCAGCGAUGGCUGCAGACCUCGAUUAACAUAAUUGACUUUUCACAGUGCCUGACACAAGCACUAUGGAUCAAGGACCAUUCCUUGGCGCAACUACCCCAUUUUGGAAAUAAGGAGAUCCAUCAUUGCAUCAAAGGCAAAAGCGCCGUGAAGGGUUUGCGUGAGUACCUAGAUGUGCCUGAUGAACAUAAAAAGGGACUCGCUGGCAUGUCAGAUAUGCAGUGCGCUGAUAUUGAGCACGCGUGCAAGAUAAUGCCUCGCCUCAGAUGCAAAUUCGAUCUUUAUGUUGAGGACGAAAGUGAGAUUGCCGAGCGCGAUCUUGUGACGCUCCUGGUUGCGUUUGAUCGCUCGAAUAUAGCUGAUGGUAGGCUAGCUCCUCUUGUUCAUGCUCCUUAUUUUCCCUCUACGCGGCUUGAAUCUUGGUGGAUUCUUGUCUCUGACACCGCCGGAAAUCUCAUCCUUGCUGACAAGGUCAAUGCUCAGUCCAAGGUUGUGAAUCAUCGAGUUAAAUUCCUAGCACCUCCUCAAGCUGGCAUUUAUGUUUUUAAUGUCGACUUGAAGUCAACUGAUUAUCUUGGCCUUGAUGUUAGGGAGCAAGUUAAAAUGACUGUAAUUCCUGCAGCCCAGCUUCCAGAGUACAAGGCACAUCCUGAUGACCUCAAUCUUGAUGAUGAGCCCACGCUCUUUGAGCAGGUUAUGUCUGGUAAUGCCGACACUGAUUCUGACACUGACGACACAUCUCGUGAUGGAGAUGUCACCAACUGUGAUGCUGAAGUUGGCGACUCUCUGGAUGAUGCCGUCCUCACCGUAGCAGAACGGCGUCGACGAAGAGCACGCAUCCAACGGAAGAAACAAAGCAAGGACCAGACAUGUGCGGCUUAAACUCAUUACGAACUAGGGAACAGCACACCUGUCCACCGAAGGACAACGUGGUGGCUUAAUUGUAUUGCUUCGCUCUCUGGAGUAUGUAACAAAUAUCACUCCUCUCGCUAGAUCCUCCCUCGCCUGAAUUAUAAUAUGAGAAAUAUGACGGGGGACGCACUGGCAAUACCAAAAGUCCGGGUCGGUGUCCCAGUAAAGAUCUAAAACGCAUGGACUACUUCCCGGUCACCGACCCCCAAAUUUGCCGUAUGAUCUCAUAAUUACUCGACGUCUUGGCCGCCGCCGCCGCCAUUUCGAGAAUAGGAGGAGCG